AUGGAAGGACUUAAAGAAGAACUGAAAAGAUGGAAGGAAAGAGUUGAAAAAGCUGAAAAAGCAAAAGCUGACCUUCUUUUCUGUAAAUUAAGUGCUGAUGAAGAGUGUGCUAAAGCAGAGGAGGAGCUGAUAAAGCUAAAGGACUUGCAAGAGAAACAGAAUAAGGACAUUUUUAUGUCUAGGGACACCCAACUCCGUAUACUAAAAGAAGAAAAUGCUGAGCUGAAGAGAGAGAUUGCAAAGCUCAAAGAAGACCUUGCAGAAUGCAGUUCAACACUUUCGGAGUAUGGUCAGAUUAAAAAAAAGGUAGCAGAAAUGAAAAUGAAGUUCAGUCACAUGGAAGACAUGAAGAAUGAUUAUCCAGAUUUGAAUAUUCAGUGUGUUUUUGGUGUAACUACAAAAAUCCCAUUCAGACUGAAUCAAAACCAGGCACUGCUUACUUUUGAAGAUGAAGAAGUUGCCCAGAGACUGAUAAAAAUGGGUAAGCACACUGUGAACCUGGACAACAAAAUAGCAGAUGUGAGAGUGAAGCCUUUUACACUUGAAAGGGGAAUCAAAUUUGAGCUCCAUGUCGCUAUUUCUGGAAAGAAGAUCAAAGUUUCAGAAGUACCUGAGCUAUCCAUUCAUGAAGACUGGAUGAGAGACAAAUUAGAGCUGAAUUUCUACAAAUCCGAAAAGGGAGGAGGAGAAGUAGAAAAUGUGAUCUAUGACAAGCAGUCUAGGACAGCUGUUAUUACAUUCCUCAGACCUGGAGCAGCUAACAGCUUUGUGAGAUGUACUAAAUAUCCUUUCUUUGUAAAUGGAAAGUGCUACAGGCUUUCUGUUCACCCAGACACCGACAUACACCUGGAAAAGUUUCAGCUCUAUUGUGGGAUUUCUAAGAAGACCAUUCUGUUGAAAGGAAUUCAAGAGACAGAAGAUGAUGAGGAAAGUGUACAGGACAUGAUUGAAAUUCAUUUUCAGAAGCCUAGUAAUAGUGGUGGGGAAAUAGAGAAAAUCAAGUAUGUAUCAAAAGGAGGAACGUGGGUUUGUUUUGAGGAGGAUACUUAG
Molecule: messenger RNA, 1050 nt
Organism: Cariama cristata (Red-legged seriema)
Lineage: Eukaryota; Metazoa; Chordata; Aves; Cariamiformes; Cariamidae
Gene: NMI
Product: N-myc (and STAT) interactor
Exons: 8
Coding region: 1-1050 (349 amino acids)
Cellular component (GO): cytoplasm
Source: RefSeq, a predicted model, not a curated record